AGCUGGGCGGUUGGUCACGGGGUGGAUCAUGACGUCACCACUGAAGAAAUCCACAGAUGGCUGGAAGACAAGCAUAGUGUUAAGAAUGGGUAGAAUGGGCACCAAGGUCUUGGGACAUCAGUAGCACUCCAGAAACUCCCCAACUAGAAAGAUGCUCAGGACCCCCUAGGCACGACUAUUAAAAAGGAAAAAAGGUGCACAGGCUCCGCAUAAACUCCUCCAGGCCAGGGAGGGAGGCGGAGGCCAGGCGCGGGGGAGGAGCCGACUACUAUAAAGGCACUGCUCUGCUGGCGGCCCCACUCCAGUCUGAACACAUGUGCCCGCGUCGCCCGGCAGCCGCCACCGCGGGGCGCAGCGGAGACCCCUGGCCCGGCGGCCUGUGGGGGCCUAAAGAGGCGGCAUGAGCAGCGCACCGUGGAGCUGACGCCGCGCCCCCUGCCCGGCCCAUGUCCUUCGCCAUGCUGCGCUCAGCGCCUCCGGGCCGCUACCUGUACCCUGAGGUGAGCCCGCUGUCGGAGGAUGAGGACCGAGGAAGCGAGAGUUCGGGCUCCGACGAAAAACCCUGCCGUGUGCAUGCAGCACGCUGUGGCCUCCAGGGCGCCCGGCGGCGGGCAGGAGGACGGAGGGCCGCGGGAAGCGGGCCGGGACCCGGGGGGCGGCCAGGCCGCGAGCCCCGGCAGCGGCACACAGCGAAUGCGCGCGAGCGGGACCGCACCAACAGCGUGAACACGGCCUUCACCGCGCUGCGCACACUCAUCCCCACCGAGCCAGCAGAUCGCAAGCUCUCCAAGAUUGAGACGCUGCGCCUGGCUUCCAGCUACAUUUCUCACCUGGGCAACGUGCUGCUGGUGGGUGAGGCCUGCGGCGACGGGCAACCAUGCCACUCGGGACCCGCUUUCUUCCACAGCGGUCGUGCGGGCAGUCCCCUGCCACCGCCACCACAACCACCACCUCUGGCCCGAGACGGAGGCGAGAAUACCCAGCCCAAACAGAUCUGCACCUUCUGCCUCAGCAACCAGAGAAAGUUGAGCAAAGACCGUGACAGAAAGGCGGCGAUUCGAAGUUAGAAGGAGGAGGGUCCACAGCAGCCAAGAGGUGAUGCCUAGUGAAGGUGGAUGCCACUGAAGAGUCACCGAAAGCCCCACCUCGGACCUGAUCUGAGCACAGGUCCCCAGGAGCACGCUCACCUGGCCAGACCUGCCCCAGCUAUGAGCAGGGCCUAUGAACAGACAGAUGGACAGGCGGGCUAUGGCUUGACUCUAAGUAGCCCAACACUUCCCAGGCCCACUGGAACUUUCCAUGCUGACUCCCUACCUGGGCCAAGUGUUGGCAUCUUGUGUCUUUAAUAUGAUAAUAUAAAGUCUGAAAAUUUUUGUAUAAUUAAAAAUGAAACAGUAUCUUCCA
Messenger RNA from Microtus oregoni (creeping vole), 1404 nucleotides. RefSeq names its product scleraxis bHLH transcription factor (gene Scx). Gene Ontology annotation, molecular function: RNA polymerase II transcription regulatory region sequence-specific DNA binding; protein dimerization activity; DNA-binding transcription factor activity, RNA polymerase II-specific. NCBI's taxonomy places the organism in Eukaryota, Metazoa, Chordata, Mammalia, Rodentia, Cricetidae. The record is from RefSeq and is a predicted model, not a curated record. The transcript has 3 exons. Gene Ontology annotation, biological process: developmental process; regulation of transcription by RNA polymerase II. Bases 447 to 1067 code for a protein of 206 amino acids.